Molecule: messenger RNA, 459 nt
Organism: Carassius carassius (crucian carp)
Lineage: Eukaryota; Metazoa; Chordata; Actinopteri; Cypriniformes; Cyprinidae
Gene: eif3hb
Product: eukaryotic translation initiation factor 3, subunit H, b
Cellular component (GO): cytosol; cytoplasm; eukaryotic translation initiation factor 3 complex
Molecular function (GO): translation initiation factor activity; protein binding; metallopeptidase activity
Source: RefSeq, a predicted model, not a curated record
AUGGCAUCCCGUAAAGACACCCAGGAUUCUCCCAUCAAACAAAUCCAGAUCGAAGGACUGGUGGUGAUGAAGAUCAUCAAGCAUUACCAGGAGGAAGAUCAGGGCAGUGCCGUGGUGCAGGGGGUGCUGCUGGGGCUGGUGCUGGAGGACAGGCUGGAGAUCACCAACUGCUUCCCUUUCCCUCAACACACUGAGGAUGAUGCUGACUUUAAUGAAGUUCAGUGUCAGAUGGAGAUGAUGAGAAGAUUGCACCAUGUAAACAUUGAUCAUCUUCAUGUGGGUUGGUGUCAGUCAACUUUCUAUGGUUCUUUUGUCAGCCGGGCCCUUCUGGACUCUCAGUUCAUACACGCCAUCGAAGAGUCAGUUGUGCUUAUAUAUGAUCUCAUCAAGACAGCCCGGGGUUCUUUGUGCUUGAAAGCCUGCAGGUUGACCCCAAAACUCAUAGAGAUCUGUAAAUAG